AUGGACUCACAAUUCCGACGGACAACAAGUCCACCGCUGGAUCCAAGUGGACCAUCAUUCUUCAGUAUCCCGAAUACUUCCAACCUAACACCAUUUCAAAAGGUUUUGCUCAUCAGCCUGGCCGUGUCGUUCCUCGCCAUCAAUUUCACUUUCUAUCGCCUCGCCAGCAUUCUUUCCCGUGAGAGCAGGAAGUCCGGAUCGAUUGGCCAGUCAGCAGCAACACCUACGGGUCAGUUUGCUCAUCUGCUCGUCGUUCUCGGCUCAGGAGGACACACGGCCGAAAUGCUCAAUAUCCUCUCUACUUCUCUACCAUCACUCCAAGCACCAUGGACCUUUAAUUUCCGAACAUACGUGAUUAGCUCUGGGGAUUCCUUUUCCGCCCAGAGAGCCCAAGAAUUCGAAUCUGCUUUAGCAGAACGCAGUGCGGCCGUCCAAGAGGAAUCAGUCCCCUCCUACAGCAUCAUAACCGUCCACCGCGCACGCAAAGUCCACCAGUCACUCUUCACUGCGCCGCUCAGCUCUUUGAGGUGUCUCUGGGACUGCCUCCGCGUGUUGAUUGGAUCUCAUCCCAAUAUCAUCCAAACUGGCACAUCUGUAAGAGGCACUCCGGAUCUGAUCCUCACCAACGGACCAGGGACCGGUGUCAUUGUGAUCUUGGCGUCGUUGAUUCUACUUUUCUUCGGCCUCGGCGGAACCUCUACCUCCUCUCCCUCGAUGAACGAAAGCAAGACUCUCGCGCAAGACGCGGCUCAAUCCGGCCAAAUGCGCAGCAUCUACAUUGAGAGCUGGGCACGAGUCAAGACUUUAAGCUUGAGUGGCAGGCUGUUGAAGCCGCUGGUGGACCGCUUUAUUGUGCAGUGGCCUCAGCUGGUGGAGACGGAAGGGAAGAGGGUUGAGUAUAUUGGACCUUUGGUCACGUAG
Messenger RNA from Exophiala bonariae, 921 nucleotides. RefSeq lists its product as uncharacterized. Gene Ontology annotation, cellular component: UDP-N-acetylglucosamine transferase complex. The coding region runs from base 1 to 921 and encodes 306 amino acids. The record is from RefSeq and is a predicted model, not a curated record. The transcript has a single exon. Gene Ontology annotation, biological process: dolichol-linked oligosaccharide biosynthetic process. Gene Ontology annotation, molecular function: N-acetylglucosaminyldiphosphodolichol N-acetylglucosaminyltransferase activity. Lineage: Eukaryota; Fungi; Ascomycota; Eurotiomycetes; Chaetothyriales; Herpotrichiellaceae.